AUGGUACCCAGCAAAUUUGUACAGUUAUUCAUUGUCUUCAGUGAACAUCUGAACUACAAAGCACGAUUGGAGCCAGUCGUAAUCACAACACCACAACAUCACUUCAACCCCCCCACCUCACAACCUCACAACUUCCCAACAGAACAAAGCCACCCACCGCAGGAACCUCGAGCCUCCUUUCGUCGUUCAACUACCUGGGUAUCUGGCAAGUUCGCCUGUCGUUGCGCCGGUGCCUCGCUCUUUUACCGGCAGCGUUCGACAACUUCGUCGUAUGCCUAUACCCCCUACAACCUGUCUGAUGUUCAAAGCCUCGUUUACGUUCUUUUGCAGCUGCUAGUCAUCCUUAUCCCAACUCUCCCUCCGUCUCCUUCGGUCCGUCGUUUGUCCAACGGCGUCACUUCUCUGUCCUCCCUCCUCUCGGUUUCCCAUUCUCUAUGCAUCUUUCUCCAGCCUCUUACUCUCCUGUAUCGCCAUUUGUCUACUCCGGUCUUUGGCCGAUUCUUGAGAAACGGGAAACUGCCCAACAGAAAGCUCUCCACAUCAUGUUUGGUUUGCUUUCGGGUCUGGUUCAUCGUCGCCCCUCUGCCCAAAUCCCGCUUCACGUUGGUUGACCUCCGCUCUUGUGACCUUCAUUUCUCUCCUCCGUUUGCCCUCCUGCCUCGCAUAUUGGAGGUAUGGAUGGAUGACUUUAGUCUGAAGCAACCUGGGGUGGAACGACCAAGUGGUCCAGUUGCCUUGCCAAGGAUGGCCAAUGUCGACCAGAAGGAUAUCCCACCGCCAACCCCCGUCACCCUCCCGCAUGAUCAUCCUGACUUCCACCGAUUGCCUCCCGCCCCGACCAAAUCCACGACCCCUUUGGUCAAGUACCUACAAUCCAUCUCACGGUCCUCUGACGUAACUACUCCCAUAUUUGAGGCGCUCGGCGUUCACGUAAUUCCCGUCCGGUCGCCACGAGACCUCAUACCGGACCCGGCCUAUAUCCCCGACUUUGACGCUUGGGACCAGUUAUCUCCCGACGAGGCCCAAGAGCGCAAUGACGAAACGAAGCGACCGCUCAACACCGGAGCUCAGUCGCCUGGUUGCCAGACCUACCAGGACCGCAAGCGAGAGCUAUCCAUUGACAAUGAGGAUGCCUUCCGCGUCGUCACGCGUACGCCCCCGCCCACAGGAAAGCAGCCAAUUCGUUUGGGCAACUCUCGAGAAUUCUUUAACUGUCUCGAGUCCAUAGCAGGCUUUUGGGAUGACACCCCGAGACCUCAGCAACCGGUUACUACCGAAUCGCCCGAGACAGACAAGGACAAGAGCUCGCAAGGCGGCGGUCAACCUGGUAACCGCCAGCCUGUUACCUGUCGCACGGCCGCUGGGGCAUCCAUGCCGCAUGAAUACCGCCUGGGCCUUGUCCAUGGCUUCUUGAAGCUAGUCGCCUACGACUUCGGCUGCAGCCCCUCCCCCUCCCGCGUCGAGCCCCGCCUGCACCUCAAAGAACACAAGGCCGAUACGCCGUCUCACCCAGCGCCGCGUAACUCUUACAUUCCUUCCACCUGCACCUUCAUCUUCCGCAGUCCGCGGAGUCGUGACGAAGCGCGCAAGGGGCUCGUAGACGGACCCAUCGCCGCCAUAUCGGCACGCGCGACCACCAACUUCGCCGCAGAGAUUGAUCAUAACUUUGACUUUGCGCGCGAGCUUAUCGCAGCCCUCCUUACCGCCCAGCACCGAGCUCGCGAGGGCAAGACAGAGCAGCGCCCCGGGCAGGGUCAGUGGUGGACCACCAGGAAACGCUGGGGCGGGGGCUCCGGUGGACCCAUCGGCCGCGAAAUCGAACGAGCCGCGGAAUGGGACGCUGCCCAGGGCGGCAAAGACGGCCCAGUCGCUAAAAUGAAUGCCGCCACCGCAACAGUAUCUGGUUCAUCUUCCGGCUCCUCCCCCGGGAUGCCGGCACCCAAGCGCCCUCGCAAGCAGAUGAGCAUCUACGACAGUUACCGCAUGAUCCGCCCACCAUCAGCGUCCUGGGACCCCAGAACACGUUACGAGGCCAUCGGGAAAGUGCCCGGUUCGGGGUACGACGACAUCUUUCUCGUCAGCUGCCUGUUCCACCACGUCAGCGUCUUGCGCGUCCGAGUGCCGGAUCGGUUGUUGGAGGUGCUGCAGGGAGCUAGCGAGGGAGAGGAACCGCGCAGCUGGGGCGAACUCGAAGUACGCCGUACCCCGUGGUUUGACCUUUUUCUUGUUGAGGAGCGACUCGAGGCCCUGAAAAUCGUGUGGGCUGUGAUGGCAUGGAUGAUGCGCAAACCCGAAGAGGAGAACCGGGAUGGGGACGUCACCAUGGUCGGGACGUGA
This is a messenger RNA of Sodiomyces alkalinus F11, 2337 nucleotides long. RefSeq lists its product as hypothetical. Lineage: Eukaryota; Fungi; Ascomycota; Sordariomycetes; Glomerellales; Plectosphaerellaceae. Bases 1 to 2337 code for a protein of 778 amino acids. The transcript has 8 exons. The record is from RefSeq and is a predicted model, not a curated record.